Molecule: messenger RNA, 3822 nt
Organism: Oreochromis aureus
Lineage: Eukaryota; Metazoa; Chordata; Actinopteri; Cichliformes; Cichlidae
Gene: rcbtb1
Product: regulator of chromosome condensation (RCC1) and BTB (POZ) domain containing protein 1
Exons: 13
Coding region: 103-1878 (591 amino acids)
Molecular function (GO): protein binding
Source: RefSeq, a predicted model, not a curated record
UAACACGAGUUUAGACGUUGUAGAAGUAGUCGUUUUUAUUCUUAAAGUUGUUGCCGUAACGCUGUCGCUGUCUGUUUGUCUUUUCUCAGUCGACUCGUUGUUAUGGAGCGAUGCUUUAGCGUCAGCAGGGAUGGUUCUUCUGGCUCCACGCCACCACCACCAUCGCCUCCUCCUCGAGUCCUCCCUUCCCCUCGUCAUCCCCCUCCUGUGCCCUCCUCCUCUCCCCGAUCAUCCCUGACUCCCCCUCCUUCCCAGCUAGGAAGACUGAGUUUUGCAGGAGCGGUGAUGGAUGUCAGUAAAUGGUCCCUGUUCUACCUGCUGAGUGCUCAAGAACUAGCUACAGUGCGACAGGCCUGUGUCUUUGGCACCACUGCCAAUGAAGCAAUCUAUAUCACGCAUGGAAAUGAGGUGUUUGUGUUUGGGUUAAACUGCAGCAGCUGCCUUGGUACAGGAGACGGUCUGAGCACUGUUAUGCCGAAGAAACUGGACUUCCUGCGAGGGAAGAAGGUAGCCAGUCUGAGCUAUGGCAGUGGACCUCAUGUCCUAUUGGCUACUGACGAUGGACAGCUGUUUGCAUGGGGGCACAAUGGUUACAGUCAGCUGGGGAAUGGGUCGACCAACCCGGGACUCUCCCCGGUGUUGAUCACCGCUAACCUGCAGAACAAAAAAGUGAAAGAGGUGUCGUGUGGCUCACAUCACUCUAUGGCUCUCACUCUGGAUGGAGAGGUCUUCGCAUGGGGAUAUAAUAACUGUGGCCAGAUUGGUUCAGGCUCCACAGCCAACCAACCCUACCCCAGGAAGGUCACUGGAUGCCUGCAGGGCAAGAAUGCAUCGGGCAUCACAUGCGGGCAAACCUCCUCUAUGGCUCUUGUUGACAAUGGAGAGGUUUACGGCUGGGGCUACAAUGGAAACGGGCAGCUGGGAAUUGGCAACAAUGGAAAUCAGCUAACACCUUGCCGUGUCGCUGCACUCCAAGGGAUGUGCAUUCAACAGAUUGUAUCGGGCUAUGGACACUGCCUGGCCCUAACCGAUAAAGGGCUGCUGUAUGCCUGGGGAGCAAAUACCUAUGGUCAACUGGGAACUGGCACCAAGAGCAACCACCUCAGCCCUGUGCACAUCAUGGCUGACAAAGAGAGGGUCGUCGAGGUGGCAGCAUGCCAUUCGACACACACGUCGGCAGCCAAGACCCAAAGUGGGCAGGUUUUUAUGUGGGGUCAGUGCCGAGGCCAAUCCAUUGUCCUGCCACACCUCACGCACCUCACCAACACAGACGACGUCUUUGCCUGCUUCGCUACGCCAUCCGUUAUGUGGCGCCUCAUGUCUAUGGAGCAAGAUGACUUCCUGACGGUUGCAGAGGCUCUGAGGAAAGAGUUCGACAGUCCAGAAACGGCUGACCUCAAGUUCAGUGUUGAUGGCAAAUACAUCCACGUUCACAAAGCUGUGCUGAAGAUCAGGUGCGAGCAUUUCCGUUCAAUGUUUCGCUCCCAGUGGACGGAGGAUCAGCAGGAAGUGAUAGAGAUUGGCCAGUUCUCGUAUCCCGUCUACAGGUCCUUCCUGCAGUUUCUUUACACAGACACUGUUGACCUUUCGCCUGAGGAUGCCAUUGGCCUGUUGGACCUGGCCACCUCUUAUUGUGAAAACCGCCUGAAACGCCUGUGUCAGCAGAUCAUCAAGAGAGGAAUCACUGUGGAAAACGCCUUCACCCUGCUGUCUGCCGCCAUACGAUACGACGCAGAGGACCUGGAAGAGUUUUGUUUCAGGUUUUGUAUAAACCACCUGACUCGGGUAACUCAGACCGAAGCCUUCUGGCAGGUAGACGGAGCAAUGCUGAAGGAGUUUAUCAGCAAAGCUAGCCGCUGUGGAGCCUUCAAGAACUGAGUGGUACUUUUAGGCUCCUGCAACCUAAAAAAGAAAGAGAAAAAAAACAACAACUAAUGACCAAGUGGAUUUGGUCGUGCUGCAUGUGCAGCAGCAGAAUGCAACACCACAAUUACUAUUUCAGUUUUCACAUUCCUGUUGAUCCCAUCCACGACAAAAGAGGAGGCCCUUUCUUGAAACACUUAUUUAUAUAGACUUUAAAGAAGCACUUAAACAACGUUAUUCACAAGAUGCUUAAACUGGAUUUUUAAGCUGCGUUAUCUGUGGAUCUGAAAUGAGCACUUUGGCCAGACCCAUGGCGCCUUUUCUAUGGCAGUUCUUUACAUAUGUUAUGUAUACUUGAAUUUUUUUUUCUCAGCAGUGUUUGCUUUGUUCAUUUACUUUCUGGAAAAGUUCACAUGAGGGACCAAAGAUCUGGAAGGAAUAAACUACUGAAGAAAUCUAAAGAGAUGAACACUGUACUGUACUGAAAACAUGUUUCACACACUUGGCAGUAGAGCCCAGUUUAUUGGUGAAUUGAUUGCAUUGCCUAAUUGUCAGUCUGUUAGUAUUUGCGUUCAUACAGGAAAACUAAAGAAAGUAACGAGGAGAUGGGAGAAACACCAUUCUACCAUGUUAUGAUUGCUGACAUUGCAUAGUUUGUCCACCAGAGGGCGCAUUGUAAGUUUGGCAUUACCUGAUGGAGUAUUUAACUCAAAGCAACUGAUUGAUAAAGACAAACUCAUACAUAUACAUGACAUACACAGCUGAUGCAGAGCCUACUGUGGUUUGUUAUGAGUUGCUUGCUUGGUAAUUGUUCUCUUAACUGGUUCUUUGUACAUUUGGGGAAGUUCAAAACUGUUGUUAUACUAAAAUCUGUCUCUUCUUUAGGUGUGUUCAUUCUGCCUGACAUUUCCUCUGCAGCACUACAGUCAUUUCUUUAUAUUCCGUAAUACUAAGAGGUUGUUUUUUUAAGCUUAUUUAAAAAUCUAUGGAAUAUAUAGACUGAGAAAGUUGCACUUUUCUGUUAAGAAAAAUAACCAUCUUUGGUAAAAUUACGAUAAUAGCUCCUUUUUUCUUCCAUUGCCAGUACAAUGCGUUGUAUCUAAGGCAUGUUGUACUGUGGAAGCUUGCUCAGGUUUCCGCAUUAUUAGCAUUUUCAUCAUUACAGGUUGGUUUCUGUGUUCGGGCAAAUUCAAAAUAAAUCUACAAAAGUACUUAAGAGGAAUUCAUCUUAGUUUCUGUAGGUUUUUCUAUAUAUGGAGCAAAAAUUGCACUAAACAAAGCUACAGGAUACAUUGCAAAUUAAAGCAAGAGGAAUGCUUUGAAGCACUUUUUUUUUUUCAUUCUUUCACUUUGUCUUCUGAUGACCAAAAACUCCCUGUGCGUCCUAGCCUUUAGGACAACAUGCGGUCAACCAUGUCGUCUCCCAGUAAAGCCAAUGUGAGAUCAGUUUCUAUUUCCUUGAUAGGUUUCUAUUUCUUGAUGUACUCAGAUGCUUGAGGAGGAGUUUCUGUUCGCUCCAACUAAAGCAGAACUGCUAUUUAUUAUUAAGCACAGCUUCAGUUCAGGCCGUAAAGUAAUUUAGGAUGCUUUGAGAGCUUCUGUGGAAAUCAUUGUUUUUGGGAAAUGACGUCUAGGUUUACAGUUUCCGCUUGUUUUGUUUUUUUAUGAGCUGUUCCUUUGUUUUUUUAUGAGGAAAUUUAAACUGGAAGAGUAAAACUGAUUUGCAUAUUGUAUUCAGACACACACACACACAUUUUGUUAUACUUUCAUCAUUUAGGAGAAGUUUAUAAAACCAUUAGGUCCAUGCUUAAAUUCAGCUUACAGCAUUGCAGUGUUUGGGGUAUGCAUUAUUAUUCUGUUGCUGUUACAUACUUGAGACAUACUGUAUUAUUUUACUUUUUUAAUUUAGCUAUGGGGAUUAUAUAUUUCUGUGAAGAAAUAAAUAUUUCUUAAAUCUGA